This is a messenger RNA of Tuber aestivum (summer truffle), 3366 nucleotides long. Lineage: Eukaryota; Fungi; Ascomycota; Pezizomycetes; Pezizales; Tuberaceae. The record is from the annotation of a GenBank genome assembly.
AGAGGCAAGAGCUGCAACUCGCGCCCUUCAUCCAACCCUCCCUUCAGACGAGUUCUCAACCUUCCUCCUCCCGACCGGCUGUACCUCCUACGUUUCUUGUCCUGGGGUAGAAAUUGCAAGUCAGAUCCUUUCCCCGUCUCCCGUACCAAAAAACCCAAGAAUCAAAAAAAGAAAAGAGCAGUUUCCCCAGGGAGCGCCCGAAUCUCCGCCGUCACCAUCUACAAUCCUCCGCCUUAUCGACGCCUCCCCACCUUUGCUUCAUAGUUAUCUGUUACUAGUGCUGUAUCUUCUCGUACCCCCUGCAAACGCCCCAGUGCAGUACCCUUACGGCCCAUAUAUCUUUGGCUUUGGUCAGCACCGUGGUACUCUAUUUUGACACGCCCCCCCGGUCGUUUCACUAUUCACAAGGUCGCAUUCAGGCAUCCCAAACCAAACGCAUCACUCUCCGCCGUGGAAACAUUCCGUUAUUCAAAUAAUUACCUACUACGGUACACCGGAAUUCGCUAAGAAUCUUACGGGAGUUAUCGUACAAUCUCGCCUCUUCCUUUCCGUCCAACGGCCACACCCUAUACAAUAGACCACGAGUUUACAUCGUCGACUGCGGAAGAACAUUGCUAGCAAGGAGGCCAUUCGGGGGUGUGAUUGCCCUCUGGAACGGGUCGUACAUGUUCCCCUAGAGGAUGGAUACGUUCAGUCACCCUCAGCACAUGUGGGGGUUGCAAGAACUUCAGGAGGAGAUAAGGUUGUUAAAGACCUCCCAGUUCGAGCACGCCGAGCGUCUCACCCAGCAUUCCGAGAGACUCAACAGGCUAGAACAGCGCCAGGAUGAAUCGAGGAUACGCUCACUCUGGGGCACGCCAUCUCCUUUUCCGCCAAUGCUUAGCUCCAACUCGUUUGCACAACGUAGGCUUACAUUUCAGGGUUUCUCAUCUGACCCCUCUAUUCCUAACCAUCAAAGGUUUAAGCUUUGUCAAGCUGACGUUUGGUUCCUUGAUGCGCAGAAACAAACAACCCCGAGCCACCAGAAGAUUUCAGCGGUUUUGAAGAACAUCAGCACAACUUAUUGGCCGGACUGCAGCUAGAUGAGGUUGACGUGCCAAGGAGGGGUGCAUCUAGGGCAAAUAGUGUACGUUUUGAUGACAGUGCCAUCCAAAACCACUGGAUUCAUGAUUCUCAAGGUUCGAAUGACUAUUUCGGCCACCGGAAUAGUAGCAGUAGCCUAGGGGGUUUCCCCAUGACCGAGAGAUCUUCCUCCCAUAAAUCUGACCAUAAAUCGGAUGGAAGGCAAAGCUCAAUGCGUUCGUAUGGCGACAACAGCUCUUUCUUCGAGGGUGAGAUCAACGGUGGUGUGCCUUUCAAUCCUCCACUCCAGAACCUCGAACUCCUUGAUUGCGAGACUCACCGAUCUCCUGCCCCACCCUCUGGGCCAGCGCCAGCUAUUAUUCGUUGUUGGCCUGACUUUACUUCCCCUUCCACUUCGUGCUUAUACGCUGUUGUUUGCACUGGUUCUGUCAAGUCUUUGAUUGAUAUAUCAUUGAUUGCUCGGUUUGGGUUACAAGAUCGGAUCAAUAAAGACACGAAUGGCGAAUACAAGAUUAACUUGACUUUGCAUCUCCCUGAUGCUACAAUUCAGCAACCGGCAAGGGGAGGCGGGCAUCACAGCCUCCCGCCACUCAACAUUCGGUUCAGCGUAAUGCCCAAUCGAAAGGGGGGUUGUGGAGAAGGAGGCGAAGUGGGAAUUUUCCUGGGAAGUGACUUCAUGUCAGACCACAUGGGUGAUGUGCUGUUUUCUCAGAGUCAACUGUUGUUGCAGGUAGAUGAUGGGCGGAAAAUGUUUGUUCCUUUCCAUCGGCCGGAGGCUCAUGCAUGCUACUCGGACGUCUGUACAACACAUGUUGGUGAUCAACUCUCGGGGGACCUUCCGGGCCCUUUGUUACGAACGGAGGGCUGCCAAGAACAGGGUACAACUUUUAUGAAACCUGCCGGGUUCGAUGAACACGGUGCACCAGGGAUUGACAUAGACGAUCUAAAAAGAUCCCAUGUUCCUGUGUCAUCACCAAAGCCUGUACGAGGGCGGAAGGCUUCCGUUAUCAGCAGAACAACAAUGACCUCCCCCGAAUCCUCCCUUGAACCCGACGACACGCUGGGGAAGUAUACCGGUGUUCGGAGGAACAGCAUAUACUCAGUUGGAAGUGGGAUGGAGAAGAAGAGGAAAGAAGAUCGGAAGGGGGAGUAUGGGGUCAGGCUUAAUCUGGCUGAUGAUGGUGGGACAUCUUCGGGUGAGGAAGAGGAUGGGAAAGGCUCGUAUUACGCUGAGCGCAGGACUAGGAGUGAUGGGGAAGGGGGAAGCUCGUGGAAUUCUAGCACUGUCAAGUCUGGAGAAGCAAUAGCUGGGAACACGAAGGAGGGGGGGCUAAUUUGGGAUUCUUGGAGAAAAGUAACCAUUCAAGGAAGAGAUGAUAGCGGUACGGGAACAGCCAAAACAUCUCGGGCAUCCUCCCGCGGGAUGAAGGUUUUACGCACAUCAAAAUCGUCCUCCCUGUCCGAGGCUAGAGCCAAUCAUCAAACAGAAGAUGGCUGUGGCGGAACCGGUUCGGCAGAGCUUGAUAAUGCUUCUUCAGCUAUUGGCCCCAUGCCCCGUCCCCCAGUAGGGGGCUUUCCCAAAACUGAUUCAUCAUUGAGCGCUGGAGCGGGUGGAAACUGGGAUAAGACGAUCAGCCGUCCCCAGCGUAGGGUUAGCUCGGCGGAAGUUGGAAACUCUUUCCCCAAAGGAGGGGCGAUUCAUCCUCCUAAGGCGAAAUCAACAAACGUGGUUGGAGGUGCUUCGGCUUUCCAUUGGAUGACUCCAAAAACAUCUGCUCAGACCACAACUGAAUAGACAACAAUAGAAUGGCAUCAAGCCUAAAUUAUCGGACUGGACCGAGGUAAUUAUUAUUUUUAUUCCCUUUUCUAAAAAACCGGAAGGUUUCUCGGGUAGAGCGCUUUUUUUUUCUUCUUCUCAAAAUUAAGCACUUGUAGUACCUUUGCUUGCUUCCCUUUCUUGCUUUCAGAUGGCUUUUGGGUUUUCUUCAAUGUGUACUUGAAUUCACUAUUAGAAGGCCUUCACGGAAAAUCACUUGUCGUAUUUAGUUGUACUGUACUCUGCAGGGUUUCGCGCCUGGGUGGAGGGGCUAUAUCUGGCCGCCACCUUUUUUCUUUUUUCCUAUCAUUUCUAUUGAUAUAUCCCGAUGAUAUUCUUAUCAGAAGAGGAAGAAUCUUGGUGGUAGGAGAAGGGGUGGAUUUGUCUGUAGUUUUCGUGUGAGGAGAGCCCAAGAGGGGCCCAGAGCAGAAGAAUAAACCAGAAACCAAAUGAUACAUUAGGCAGCC